Molecule: messenger RNA, 1273 nt
Organism: Petromyzon marinus (sea lamprey)
Lineage: Eukaryota; Metazoa; Chordata; Hyperoartia; Petromyzontiformes; Petromyzontidae
Source: RefSeq, a predicted model, not a curated record
UGUGUAUGUGUGUGUGUGUACCAGCGUGGACGGCUCUCUGGGGGUGUGUGUGAGCGCGCCGGGCGGCGCCAUCGCCGCAGUGCCCAACUGGACGCUGCGAGGGACCCAGCUGAUGAACGGCACCUCCAUGUCCUCUCCCAACGCCUGCGGUGGCAUCGCGCUCAUCCUGUCGGGACUGAAGUCCCUGGGAGUGCCCUACUCACCGCACUCGGUGCGACGGGCCCUGGAGAACUCAGCGGUGCGGCUGGGAGACAUCGAAGUCUUUGCUCAGGGCCACGGACUCAUCCAGGUGGACCGAGCGUUUGACCUGCUCGUGGCGAGUGCCGGCUCGCCCUGUGCCCUGCUGCGAUUCUCCGCGAGCGUCGGCUCUCUGCGUGGAGUUUACCUGCGGGAGGCCGAGCAGCUGGGCUCCGCUCACGAGUACGGAGUGUCCAUCGAGCCGACGUUCCCCGAGGGCACCGACAACGAAGUGAAGAUCGGCCUGCAGCUGCACCUGGCUCUGGCUUGUUCAGCGCCGUGGGCUCGCUGCCCAUCCCACCUGGAGCUGAUGAACCAGGCACGGCACGUGUCUCUGCAAGUCGACCCGCGGGGCCUACCUGAGGGCCUGCAUCACACAGAGCUCUGCGCCUACAACAUCGCCAGUCCCCAGAUGGGCCCGCUGGUUCGGUUCCCCAUCACGGUCAUCGUUCCCACUCGGGUGACACAGGAGAGUCAGUACGAGCGCCUGUGGAGUGGUGUCGUCUUCAAGCCGGGCCAGCUGCAGCGCCACUUCCUGGAGGUGCCACACGGCGCCACCUGGGCCGAGUUGUCCCUCUCGUCGCUGUCCGGUGACUGCACUUCGCGCUUCGUGCUGCACGCCGUGCAGCUGCGUCGCCUCCGCGCCUUCCGCUCACACGAGUUCUACCGCUGCUGCACACUGCCUAGCAGGGGCAGUGUGCUGGAACACUUCCCCGUGCUAGAGGGCCGCACGCUGGAGUUGUGUGUGGCGCGAUGGUGGGCGUCUCUGGGCCACGUGGAGGUGGACUACCGCCUCAGCUUCCACGGCCUGAGGCCCAGUCCCAGCGUCCUGCACAUGGUGGCAAGCGACGGUGUGAUGCGAGUGGACGUGGUGUCCCCUCUGCGGUAUGAGGAGCUGUCUCCUUCCGUGUCCCUCAAGAGCUGGGUCCAGCCCUUGAGGCCCGUGGAUCACAAAAUCCGCCCGCUGGGAGCGAGAGACGUGCUGCCUGGGAACAGACAACUCUACGAGUUACUUCUUACCUACAGUUUCCAUCAG